Molecule: messenger RNA, 1907 nt
Organism: Thamnophis sirtalis
Lineage: Eukaryota; Metazoa; Chordata; Lepidosauria; Squamata; Natricidae
Source: RefSeq, a predicted model, not a curated record
GGAGGAAGAGGAUGAUGCGCGCCCCCUUGGUUUUCCUCCCGCCGCGCAAGGGGAGCGGGACCUCCGGAUGAGGUAGAAGCCCCGCGUGUCGCUCGCUGAGCCCACCAAGUCGCUAUGAAAAAUGGCUCAGCUCUAUUACAAAAAAGUAAACUACUCCCCCUAUAGAGACCGGAUCCCACUGCAAAUUGUCCGGGCAGAAGUGGAGCUGUCCUCGGAGGAGAAGGCCUACCUCAUUGCUGUAGAGAAAGGGGACUAUGCCAGUGUAAAGCAUUCCGUGGAGGAGGCGGAGAUCUAUUACAACAUCAACAUCAACUGCAUGGACCCUCUUGGUCGCAGUGCCCUUCUAAUAGCCAUAGAGAAUGAAAACUUAGAGAUUAUGGAGUUGUUACUGAGCCACAAUAUCUACGUGGGCGAUGCACUCCUGUAUGCAAUACGGAAAGAAGUCGUGGGGGCUGUGGAACUGCUUCUGAAUUACAAGAAGAGAAGUGGGGAGAAGCAGGUUCCCACAUUAAUGAUGGACACCCAAUUUUCAGAGUUCACCCCUGAUAUCACCCCUAUCAUGUUGGCUGCUCAUACCAACAACUACGAGAUCAUAAAGCUGCUUGUCCAAAGACGGGUCACCAUCCCAAGGCCACAUCAGAUCCGAUGCAACUGCGUAGAAUGCGUCUCCAGUUCAGAAGUGGACAGCCUGAGGCAUUCCAGAUCGAGGCUAAACAUCUAUAAAGCUUUGGCCAGUCCUUCACUCAUCGCCUUAUCUAGCGAGGACCCGAUCUUGACAGCCUUUCGGCUGGGUUGGGAGCUGAAGGAACUCAGCAAGGUGGAGAACGAGUUCAAGGCUGAAUAUGAGGAGCUUUCCCAGCAGUGCAAGCGGUUUGCAAAAGACCUACUGGAUCAGGCACGCAGCUCCCGAGAACUGGAAAUCAUCUUGAACCACAGGGAUGAUCAGAGUGAGGAGUUAGAUCCCCAGAAGUGCCAUGAUUUGGCCAAGCUAAAGGUAGCAAUAAAGUAUCAUCAGAAAGAGUUUGUUGCUCAGCCCAACUGCCAGCAACUACUAGCAACACUUUGGUACGACGGCUUUCCCGGAUGGCGGCGGAAGCAUUGGGCAGUUAAGCUUUUGACCUGUGUCACUAUUGGACUGCUGUUUCCAGUGCUUGCCGUGGCUUAUUUGAUGGCACCCAAAAGCAGGCUGGGACUGUUCAUUAAAAAGCCAUUUAUCAAGUUUAUCUGCCACACAGGCUCCUACCUUACCUUCCUCUUCAUGCUACUGCUCGCAUCCCAGCACAUUGUCAGGACAGAUCUACACAUGCAAGGACCUCCUCCUACAGUGGUGGAAUGGAUGAUCCUCCCAUGGGUUUUAGGUUUUAUUUGGGGCGAAAUCAAAGAGAUGUGGGAUGGCGGCUUUAAUGAAUACGUGCAUGACUGGUGGAACCUGAUGGAUUUUGCGAUGAACUCUCUCUACUUAGCAACCAUUUCUCUGAAAAUUGUUGCCUAUGUCAAGUACAAUGGUUCCCGUCCAAGGGAGGAAUGGGAAAUGUGGCACCCAACCCUGAUAGCAGAAGCCCUCUUUGCCAUUUCAAACAUUUUAAGCUCCUUGCGUCUCAUCUCCCUGUUUACAGCAAACUCUCACCUGGGACCCCUGCAGAUCUCCCUGGGACGAAUGCUGCUAGACAUUCUCAAGUUCCUCUUCAUUUAUUGCCUGGUGCUGCUAGCUUUCGCCAAUGGACUCAACCAGCUUUAUUUCUAUUAUGAGACGAGUGCCUCCGAAGAGCCAAACAAUUGCAAAGGGAUCCGUUGUGAGAAGCAAAACAAUGCCUUUUCCACGAUCAUGCAGAUAUAGAAUGGAAGUUUGCACGCACAAAACUCUGGAUGAGUUACUUCGAUGAAGGAGGCACACUACCACCUCCUUU